Messenger RNA from Heterobilharzia americana, 7080 nucleotides. Lineage: Eukaryota; Metazoa; Platyhelminthes; Trematoda; Strigeidida; Schistosomatidae. The record is from the annotation of a GenBank genome assembly.
CUUGAUUCGGUCACUUGUGCAAACGGGUUUAUCAAAUCUUGUCUCUUAUCAGUUUUUUCGGGAUAAUGGGUCAGGCUGAUAUUGGUAUGAUUGGUUUGGCGGUGAUGGGCCAGAACCUCGUCCUAAAUAUGAAUGACCAUGGAUUCACUGUUUCAGUUUACAACCGAACUGUAUCGAAAGUGACGGAGUUUCUUGAAAAUGAAGCUAAGGGAACUAAGAUCAUCGGAACUAUGUCUUUAGAGGAAUUCGUUCAAAGUUUGAAGCGCCCUAGAAAAGCUAUGCUACUGGUCAAAGCAGGUCAGGCAGUCGAUGAUUUUAUAUCAAAGCUGGUACCUUUACUUGAAAAAGGUGAUAUCAUAAUUGAUGGAGGGAAUUCAGAAUAUACGGAUACUGAUCGGCGCUGCUCAGAACUAGCUAAGCUUGGAAUCCUUUAUGUUGGUACGGGCGUCAGCGGUGGAGAAGAGGGUGCCAGACAUGGACCAAGUCUUAUGCCUGGAGGUAAUCCGGAAGCUUGGUCGCAUAUUAAACCGAUAUUCCAGUCGAUUGCAGCCAAAGCUAAGUCUGGUGAACCGUGUUGUGAUUGGACGGGAGCUGGUGGUGCUGGACAUUUCGUCAAAAUGGUUCAUAAUGGUAUUGAGUAUGGUGACAUGCAGUUAACAGCUGAAGCUUAUCAUUUGAUGCGUUCCUUAGGUCAUUUCUCAAAUGAUGAAAUAGCUAAAGUUUUUAAAGAAUGGAAUGAGGGUCCAUUGGAAUCGUAUCUCAUUGAAAUAACUGGUCAUAUAUUAGCUUAUAAAGAAUCAGAUGGUUCACAUUUAAUUGAUAAAAUAAUGGAUACUGCCGGGCAGAAAGGUACUGGUAAGUGGACUGCAAUCUGUGGACUUGAACAUGGGGUGCCUGUCACACUUAUAGCUGAAGCUGUAUUUUCCCGCAUUUUAUCGUCGAUGAGGGCCGUUCGUCUAGAAGCAUCUAGUGUUUUGCAUGGGCCAAAGAAUAAACCUUUUCAUUGUUCUAACCCAACUGAGGCAAAACAACUUGUAGAUGAUAUAUGGAAGGCAUUAUAUGCAUCCAAAAUCGUUUCCUAUGCUCAAGGAUUUAUGCUUUUGCAACACGCUCAUCACAGCUUUGGUUGGAACCUGGAUCUUGGUUCAAUAGCUCUUAUGUGGCGUGGUGGCUGUAUCAUACGCAGUAAAUUCCUUGGAAAUAUAAAAGAAGCGUAUGAUCGAAAUCCCACCCUUAGCAAUCUACUUCUAGAUCCUUUCUUCAAACAAAUUAUUGAUGAUUGUCAAAAUGGAUGGCGUCAGGUUGUUUCUCAUGCAGCCCUGAACGGAAUUCCCACGCCUGCUUUCAGCUCUGCACUAACAUUUUACGAUGGAAUAACAUGCCCAUGUCUACCUGCUAACUUACUUCAAGCUCAGCGUGAUUACUUUGGCGCUCAUCAAUUUGAAAAAACUAAUAAUCCAGGUACAUUCGUUCAUGCCGACUGGACUGGUCAUGGUGGUUCAGUUGCCUCCUCUACCUAUCAGGUCUAAUUCCAAUAAUCUGGAGUGGAUAUUUUCUCAUACUUAUAUUACUCAUAGAGACGAGGAUACUUUUACUGACUAUAUUAUCUGUUUAGUAAAUUCUUUAAAGCUCUUUUCACAUGUAGGGAUAUCCAGAAUUGGUUUGUUCUAAUGAUUCGUUUAAUAUAAAAAGAAAAUUCUUUUGUACAACUUUUUUAUUCAACUGGUAGCCAUUGGAAUUUAUUCCAUCUCGUCUCCGGAACCAAAGGCUUCACGUUGUUCGUUAUCUUCCCCACCGGCAUUAACGCCCGUUCUCAAACGAUCGUUAGCUGAAGAGGUGGCUAUUUUUGCAGGGGCUGGCUUCGCAUUCUUUCCUUCACACGCAACAAUUUUAAUCUGACAACACAAAAAAAAGAUAUUUGGAAAACACGUAUGUUAUCAAUGAAAUACCUUGCACAUUCUCCUGAAGAUGGUUUUUAGCAUUAUAAAAUGCAAGCCUUAACCCAUAUCUAUGCUGCUACGCCAUUUAACAAGAUAUCGACAAUCAAAGUGGAUCAUUGUAUGGAUUGUAUAUCUUUAUUUGUAGCAGUAGCAUUGGUUAAUGUAACCUGGCGAAACAGAAAGUGACUGCGCUAUAACAAGAAAUAAAAAAGGCUGACGGCAUAAAUGACAGUCAGCGCAGAGAAAUAAGAAUCUAUACACUAUGCUGCCUAUCUAUUAUGACUAAGAUGUGACAACCAAUCAUAUUUGCAUACCAACAAUGAUGAAGAAACUCGACUGAAGCUUACCUUAUGAACUGUCAUGAUAGCGGAUGAGUCCUUUAUUUCUACAUCGUUCAUUACUAAUGUCCAUACAUUGUCACAGUUUCUGUAGGUAUUUAAAUGACCGCGAAUAGAAAGACGGUUCUUAACACGUUUUGCCAAAGCAUUACUAAUACACUGGUCAAAUUUUUGCAUUACCUAAAAUGAUAAUUUUAAUUUUUAACGGAUUUAUAUAUACUUUAUGAUCCAUACCAGGCUGCAAUAAAUUAUGAGCCAGCAUCUCAUCUAGGGCUUCUCGUAGAGUAGUCCCCAGUGUAGUACUUCUGUACAUUUCAUGAUAAGUCAUCUUGAGUAAAAAUUCUGAAAUUUAAAACAAGCAUAACAUGAAAUUCGUACAUUGCAAUUAAAAGACAGGACUGCUGGUCAUUGUAUGACAACAGUAGGAAAAUACACGAUCAAAUCCAGUCAGUGGCUUCAGUUAUAAACUAGUAUAAAUAAUACUUAUAAAAUCAAAUAUCGUGUAGCGCUAUAGUUAUUCAAUAAUAUUGGCCUGAACAAGUUCCCAUUGUGAUUCUUUGCAUCAAGACACAUCUGAUAUCAUUCAGAGUUGAACCGUAUCUAAAGAACCCUUCGACUAUGAGUCACGUAUCAUUGAUGUGAGGUUUGUUCAAGUAGGUAAUACGGGGAAAGAUCGAACCACUUAAGUUAGCGACUGGUGAUUUCAUACGAAGAUAUUGUCGAUAAGUCACCUAAAGCACGUGCGAUGGGAAAGAUAUCAUACUGACAGUCAAAAUGAGACGGGGUGGCUACUUUUCUGUCGAUUUCCACAUCGGGUGGUGAGGUAAUUUACAGGAGAGCUUAAGAUAGUGUCUAUGUGAAACACAGGUAACUUAUCACUGUCAAAGUAAUACGAGUCCGUCUAGAUGGCAAAUUUAGCGAAGAAUGAUCGUUAGAAAAAUGCAUCCCACAGAGGUGUUAUCAGUGCUUUUUACAUAACAUGAAACUCGAAAACCCCUCUGCCAGCAUAACAACACGGAACCUUGUACAAAAUUGCUACUAUUUAGGUUGCAAAUAUGUAUAAGAACGCCAACAACAGUGAAAGGACACAAUAGUAAAGGUAGUGAUAAACGAUAGUUCGUACAGGGACUGCAGUUAAUUUUGAGGGUUUUACUAAGAAUUUACAAUUGACUUCUAACACCUUAACUCGUCGCGCAGCCUACUUAGCUCAGAUUAGCAGGCGGCAGAUUCACAGAAUGUCUUUAUAUGAACACUUGGAUCUCUCCUACCUUAUCCGACUCAUUAAUUUCGAUGUAAACAGUCAUUUGAAAAGCAUAAUACGAGUUCACGCUACUUUAGUCAGAGCACAUUUACAAACUCAGUGACUGAUUUAUCUUUGAUAAACAAACCACUUAGGAAAGGAUACGACUAAAGUAUGGAUUUUGGAGCCCUCAAGCAACUCAGGAUGCAUUCUUAGCACUGCCGUAACUUCAAAUUCAGGUCCGAAAAUUUCGGUAGUUUGUGACACUGAUUAUAUUAGGUACACACUAUAUGACUGUAUAAUCGCUGCUGUGCUAAGUUUAGGUGAGAAAAGUCGUCAGUCUCUUUUGGGGUACUGCGAUCUUGUUAGUCAUCGGGCUGACUGCGGAAUAGAAAAAAUGCGAUCGUCGGAUUCUCUGAUUAAGAAUCCACUAGCGGGACUACAUCGAAAUCCUAAAUGCGGGUUCUUGAGAUGUAACAGCUGUCAUUAUUAGUACCCACAUACUUCAACGGAACUUGCGUUUCAUGCACUUUAGAUCGAAGUGAAAUAUUCUGAUACAACGAGCCUGGUUUCAGAUUGCAGAAUUAACUUAGGCAACCGAUUCGAAUAGAUCAGAUCUGCAGACACCAAUAUUAAAUUGCGAUACACCUUACAAAAAAUAAGACAAUGUAAACCACAGAGAUGAGAUAAGAUUUCAUUACCAUUUGUGCGAUACCAUGCAAGCGGAAAAAUCAACUUAUCACCGUUCCCUGCUAUGGAAGUCAGGUGAAUUUUAUAACAGCAGUCACGUAAUUAGACCAGGGAGAUAGUUUUCUUAGGAAACUAUGGCCACACUAUUCUAUUUGGCUAACUCGUAAAAGUUUAAAGGUGUGUUAAAAUUGGGGCUAACAGUACAUAUCUAUGUCCUAUUUACAAAGUUUUACUAGGACCCAUAUAUGUGAAUUCUAGAUCACAGUUUUCUAAAUCCUCCAGAUAAAUACAGAGGGUUCAUCUGACAUGUCUAAUUUAUUUUAUAGCAACUCACCAGGUGCAGGUUGUAUUAGGCUAUGAAAUACACUUAUUGUGUAUGGGCUUAUACCUUCAUCACAAACAAUCCCACUUACAGUAGAGGAUGCUGCAUUGACCAAAAUAUUCAGUAAAGUACACAUAAUGUGCUCUUUUAGCUGAGACCGGCUAGAUUCAAGGGACAAUUAAGUACUGAAGUUGUCCAAGUGCCUGUUAGAGUCCAGUUAUUUCCUGUACACAGUAAUACCCAAACCAUGUGUUCUCCGUUUAACUUGAUAAUCCAACACAGCUAAUCCACCUUGCUCAUAAGCAAACUGAAUUUUAUCUACUACUGGGUUUAUGUGUUGGUAAAUGAACAAAGAAAUACUGCAGUUAUCUUUUUCUAAAAUUGCAUAUGGUUAGAAACUUCUACUCUUCAUCUUGCACCUCACUGCGGUUUUACCUGAUGUACUGAUAUGAGCUGUGGCAACUCGGACUGUUACGCAGUAAUGCCUGGUCCUAUGUUGAUAGUCAUGAUGACAAACUUUUACAGCCCUUUUAUUUUGCAUUCCCAUGAACCAUUAUUCCCUCUUUCGAAUUAAUCUCCCAUUUAAGUAGUAUUUGUGUUAUUCCGAUCAACUCUUCUUAGUUUCUGAGUAUUCACAAAUAGAUCACACUUGUCUACAAAAUGAAACACCGCCUGCUUCUUUAUCAGACAUAACAAAUAAGUAGCUAGCCUCAAAAAAUCCUGAAAAGUAUGCCCAACAUAAACAGGGUAGAGAGAUGAAUCAGUUUAUACUAACUCAUAAUACGUGUACUGCAUUGAAACAUUUUUGAAAGACCAGCUGGGAAUGACUUAGGUAUUAACCACGCGAUGUACAGAAAUAGCUCAGCGAUAUGUUAAGUUGUUAUGAAUUUAAACAACAGAUAUUACUUCAUACUGUUACGGCAAUGACCCAUAAGGAGUGAAUUUCAGAAUAUUUCCCUAUGAAUAGGCAUGCUUUGUACAAAGAUAUGAUAUUGAAUAUAUCUAAGAUGUUCCGAAUGAUUUUAGGUUUUCGCUGACUUAGAUUAAUUUUAAACGUGUAGUCGGAAAAACAAAACAAUAGUAGUCAUGACAAUCCGAAUCGGAAUAAUAUAAUAGAAUAGUAUUUAUUCAUCACAGACGCAUAGGCAUUCUUUUGUGACACUCAUACUUAUGACAUACAACCACCGUUAUCUUCAUAGCAUAGGCCAUGUGUCAUAGUGCUACUAUGUCGGUAGUGUAGACAUUAGGUACACAGUUUUAGGGGAAGAGGAAAGUGGUUUGAUGAAGUAAUGAACCUUCAUUGACUCAGGUGGCUGGGAUAUGAACUAUGCAUGUCACAUCCCCGUUUGCUUCAUUGCAAAAUGUUGGCUGAAGCAGGUUUGGCCUAAAAAAUGGUUAGAGAGGGCAGGACUAAAAGAUGGAGUUAGUGCCUGACUUUUGGUCUCGAGUAGGCGAAGCCACACUUCCUGGUCCGAGUCUGUGACAACGGAAAGAAAACCAGUGGUCGGAGAUUUUAGUUCAUACGGCUCAGGACCAACUUGUGACAUAGGUGUAUCGACAUACAACCCUCAUCUUAAUUACCACGCAAAAUUCAAUUACUGUUUCAUUUCUUCUUGUUUUCUGUUCGCUACUUCGUCAUUCUGACUACUUUCCUCCGUAUUUAGCUACUUGUCAUCCUGGUACUUUCCACAUUGAUAUACCGAUAAGAGAUGUAAGGCAUUGGACAAUCACACAGUAAUCUCAAGCUAUAUGUUAAUACUGCAGUAUUUAAAAUUUGUUGGUUUCACUUAGGUAAUCAUGAUUGCCUAGGUGAAACCAACGAAUUUCCACACCUAUAAUUGGUGAACCUAGGUUUAUUAUGACAGUAACAGUAUGAAACCGUUAAUCAUAUGAAAUACCAACGUUAGCCCCUCGUUUUCAGUUGCACAGUUUGGAUGUCCAAAACGUCAAUUCCAUAUUAUAAGAAAUGUGACACCACUAAUCUAAGGUAGUGCCUGCAAUGUUGAGACAAAUCAUUGUCUCUUACUUUUUCAGAAUACAUGUGAAAAUGGCUUUGCAGCACAGAUAUAGGUUGUGGCAGAUGGCCAUAUCACUACUGUCUAUCCUCCAAUUAUUACUCUUCAAAAGGUGACUAGAUACACAUCCAUAUGAUGAGUGUUCUCACCUAAUAAGGCUGUUAGGUUAAGCGAUAACCUUACUCAGUAAAAGUCAGCAACUAGUGAGCAGGCUUCAGGUGUCGGAAUUUAUGUUAGUCGCUCUCAUAUACCGAAUAAUCCUUCAUUCGCGCAAACCAUAUCCAGGAUGUUACUUAAGCCACACAUAGUUUAGUACAAAAGUAUAAGAUAACCCUCUUUUAGUUUGUGUCUAUCUAUAAGAAUGUAACAUGCUAGACAAAUACAUCGAGCAUUUACAUCAUCCGUACUAUAAUUACCCCUACGUAACUGCAGGGUUUGAAAACACCUUCAAUAUCCAAUAUCCAAUAUUGAUAGUGCGAGCGUAGAAAACUAGUAGUUUUUGAUCUCUCGCGUCUAGUUCUUCAAGGCCAGGCUU